Messenger RNA from Glossina fuscipes, 4290 nucleotides. It is a transcript of the gene ear, whose product is annotated as protein ENL. Gene Ontology annotation, cellular component: super elongation complex. The transcript has 2 exons. The coding region runs from base 376 to 3435 and encodes 1019 amino acids. Gene Ontology annotation, biological process: regulation of DNA-templated transcription. NCBI's taxonomy places the organism in Eukaryota, Metazoa, Arthropoda, Insecta, Diptera, Glossinidae. The record is from RefSeq and is a predicted model, not a curated record.
GAGAACGAAGAAAUUGCAAAUUGGGAACAGAACAAAUCACAGAAAAUCAUAAAAAAAACAAUCAAUGGAAAAGGAUGAAAAAUACUUAGAAGUUGCUUUAUUCUACUUUAAUUAAUUGUUUUACAAAAAUACCUUGAAAUAAUUGUAAUAAUAAUUUGUUCUGGCAUCAAGUUUUCAUUGAGGGUGUUAAUGGGUGCAGAAUUAGUUGGUUGUCAACACGCAUGUUUUCUAUAUUAGCAUUUUUUCGUUCUUAUUGUGUGACGGAGCUAAAGUGAGAAGCAAAAGAUAUAUAGGCCAAGCCGCCGUUACCUAUUUUAAUAAUUUUGCUAUAUCUAUACAAAUUUGCAAUUAUUUUAAAAGGUGUUAUGAGAAACUAUGGCGGUUAAGGUGCAAUUUGAGAUUGGUCAUACGUCAAAAUUACGUAGUAAAAAAACUCCAGAAGGUUUUACACAUGAUUGGGAAUUAUAUGUAAAAGGGGUAUCUGGGGCCGAUAUAAGUUGUUUUGUGGAAAAAGUGAUCUUCAAUUUACAUGAAUCGUUUCCCAAACCAAAACGCGUGUGCAAGGAGCCGCCAUAUACAAUUCAAGAGUCGGGCUAUGCUGGUUUUAUGUUACCCAUCGAUAUUUAUUUUCGUAUUCGCGAGGAACCUAAACGGGUGCAGUUCAAUUAUGAUUUAGAUUUGCAACAGACAGGCCCACCUCAACAUAGAUGCGACAUACAGAAAUUUAUAUUCGAUAAUCCCUCGGAAGAAUUCCGUUUAAAAUUGCUUAAAGGUGGAGGCGUACCGGUAUCAGGGGUGGUACCUGGUACAGUUGGAGCAACUAUGGUAUCAUCAGCAAUGGCUGGUGACAAUCACAAACCUCUACCAGUGACCGAAAUUAAAAAGCACAAAUCACGUUCAGAAGAGGCAAAAUUGCCGACAUUUACUAAUCUUUUCGGCACUCCUAUAACUAAAGGCACCAAUUCAAUAACUACUCCAAGUUCGCUAUCUUCGGCUAAACAUUCACCCGAUUUAAAACCAACUGUUGCAAACCCAUUGUCUUCAAAAUCUUCAGUUAAUGUAACAAACAGUAAUUCCAGUUCAGGCACAUCAUCAAGAGAAAAAUCGAACAAAGAUAAAGAUAAAUCGACAUCAUCUAACAGCGACAAAUCGAGGGAAAGGUCAGAAAGAAAGGAAAAACAUCACAAGCAGUCGGCUAAUAGCCCGCAUAAAGAGGCACGUGGUGGUGAAAGUAAACGGUCAGACAGCAGCAAACAUGAUAAGCGGGAUAAAAACGAAGAUAAACCGAAAAAAGAUAAAUCACGAGAUAAAGAAAAAGAACGUAGUCGUGAAAAAGGUGCCAUCACCACUGCUCAAAUUUCAUCGUCAACAUCUGCGAAACGUUUAAAUAGUCCUAAACGUGAAAUAAGUCCGUUAAAAUCAUUACAGGUUGUAAACAAUAUCAAUACAACAUUAACAGCGUCGACAGCAAUCACACAUCCCAUCGCUAGACCUUCUUCUUCCAAUAGCGGCCGCUUGGAGAAUGAACAAAAAUCUUCCUCCAAAUUGUCAAGGGAUAAUAUGAGUGAAUCCUCUAAGUCUAGGGAAUCUAAAAAGGAUUCCGGCUCUUCUUCUGGCAGCAAGAGGUCUAAAAGGGAAAAGAAGGAUAAAGACAAGGAAAGAGAUAAAGAGAAAAGACACGAGGACAAAGACAAACACAAGCCUCAAAAUCCUGUAGAAGUAACAGCAGCCGCCACUGCCAAUGUGUUACAAAUAGAAAAAGCUUCCAAGUCAAUCAUAACAGCAGCGACCACAGCCAAUUCGAACGGCACAAGUCCAGAUGUUGCAAAUACGAAGAAUCGUGAUAAAACUUCAAAAACAGAUUAUAAGACAGUAGAAAGAACAACUGAUAAACAGAACGCACUCAGUAAUAGCACACUUACGGUUGCGGCCGGAGGCCAAAGCGCUUCAUGCCUUUCUACUAACAGCGGGAACGAAAAACCGAAGAGUUCUAGUUCCAAUAAUUCCUCGACAUCCACUGCAGGACUAGCCAGUGGUCCCGAGAAGGACAAACGUUCACAUAAACAUAAAAAGAAAGAAAAAAGUAAAGACAAAGACCGAGAGCGCGAUAAAGAAAGAGAACGUGACAAAGAUAAAGACAAAGAUUCCAGAAAGGAGGCAAAGGAGUUAAAAGAUAGGUUAGAUAAACCAACGGAAGACAAAACUGAAAAUUUUACUGAUAAUAAAAGUUCAAUGCAGUUAGCUUCCAGUCCCAGUUUAACACAAAACCUAGAGGAAACUUCAACUAUUACCACAAUAACUUCAUCAGGUUCGCUUACCAACAACAACGGCAGCAGCACUACAGUGACAAAAAAAUCACAAAACAAGGAGAAGAAAUCCAGGGAGAAACCGACGUCACGGGAAGAAAAAAAUAAACAUAAAUUACAAGAUAUGAAUGGUGCGGGACUAAAAACGAAGCAGACCAAGCUAACCACCAGUCAAAGUAAUGUAUCCAUAGCGGCAUCCGUUACCACAACAAAGCCAACAAUAUCGGCAGCAACGGUGACUACUUCCAAUGUCCAAACUGAUAACCAGAUGGAAGUAAGCGACUUGGGCAGCGCAACUCCAAAGGGCGUAACUGAGCAACAAUCUUUAAACAGGAAUACUAUCCUGCCAAAUAAAUCACAAUCCACAUUACAACAUUCCGACAGUUCAAAUUCAAGUUUUCCCGAUUUACCGGUAAAGUCAACAAAUGUUAAACAAGAAUCCUCUAAAAAUAAUGCAGCCAGUACGAAAACGGUGAAAUCUACUAAGGAAAGAGAUAAAUCUUCAGAUAAAGUGGAAAAAGAGGAUAAAAAAAGAAGACGUAAUUCAGUAGCCUGUAGCAACACCUUUAUUGAACCUCCUCUAAAACAAAGCAAAAAGGAAGUUAACAAAGCCACAAGGGAAAAAUCGAUAUCUCCUUCGCUACGUAACGCAAGCACGAAAGCGACUUUGCCAGAAGUCAACACGUUUUUGCAACCCAGUCCCUCACCCUCAAGCGUGGCCUUGACCUCGACUAACACAUUACCAACACCUCCACCGACAACGGCAACACCGUUACAAGCUACCACUCCUUCACCCGCCUUAAAUAUAAACGACACACUUACUAGUGCCAAUUGUCCAGCCCCAUUAACGGUUACCAGCACGCAACAGCAACAAUCAUCCGUUGUAGUGUCGACACCUGUAUCACAACCGCCGCCAACCUUGGCUACGGAUUAUUGGAGUGAAUUGCAAGAAUUGCAUCAUAAAAUUAUGACUUUACAAGAUAAUGAAGAUUUGCAACAAGUAGUUGAACUAAUUGCUUCUACCGGUUGCUACGAGAUAACGACAAAAACAUUUGAUUUUGAUCUUUGCAAAUUGGAUCGCAAUACCGUACAACGUCUGCAAGAUUUCUUUGCAACAUCUGUAUCAUGACAUAAAAUACAUUUUUAAAAGGUUUACUAAACGAAGGUGAACAAGCGAAAGGUUUAUGAAAACCAACUUAGAAAGAGGAUAAUGGAGGUAAGAUAUAUUAUCUUAAAUUUUAAAAAAUUCGCAAAAGCCACGAAUGUUGCCUAGUCAACAAACUAAGAUAAUGGUAUAUUUCUCGUUAGCUCCGAUCGGCGGUAGUCAUUUUGUUCUCCUUUAAUAAUUAUGUCAAAUCCUUAUACAAAUGGAAUUUUAAACUUAAGCUUAACUAAUAAGGCUGCUUUCGGUCAAGUCAAUCAAAAUCGGCAUUAACUAACAGAAAUAAUGUUUGGAGAUUUCCGUAGCAUUAAACAAACUUCAUAAAAAAGCAAACUCGGUAUUGCGAUAUGCCUAAGUGAUCUUUUUGUGAGAUGCUAAAUAUAAACGGAGCUCCCGUUCACGAACAUACAGAUGCAGAAGCAGAUGGAAUAAUGUGGCAAAAAUUACACAUUAUUAUUAUUCGGGAAGAAAUCAAAGUUUUUCGUCCUUGCGAAUGCUUUUUUGAUACACACUUUUAAAGGUAUCCAACAUUAGCACAACCUUUGUGCUUCUGUAAUCUAAUAAAUUAAAUUCUUUAAGGAAAAAGCUAAUCAUCAAGAGGAAACAACCCUUUGCGAACAAUCGAUUUAAUUGAUUUUGAUCCUUUUUUCAAUUUUAUUAUAGAUGACUUGCGAUAAGUCUUAAAUCGGAUAAUUCAACCAAUACUGCGUUCUUUCUUAGCAAACACAUCAUAAAAAAGAAAAGCGAUUAAUAAAGAAAUAUUAGGUGAUUAACAUUAUCAUUACAUUUAAGUGCAUUAAUUCUUAAGCAAAUAAUUAAAAA